AUGUGCAUUCCCAUAAAAUUUGUCCCUUCUCGGAUGCAAGACACUAAGGCAAUCCUGUGUGCCCGUGGGCCAGAGGGGCAAGAAUACAGAGCCCUUCUUGUUGGACGCACCACGCCUCCAGAGGCCCAAGGGCCUAUGAAGGUACCAAAGGGUAAAGGUCUUGUCCUUGAAUUCAAAAACCCCAUGGAGACAGCUAGUGAUUUCACAGCACAGGUUGACCAGGCUGCCUUUGCUCUAGAUAAGAAGACGUUCCGCCUUGAACCACGAAAAUCCACGACUAUCACUGUUUCACUUAAAACUGAAGCACGCGCCACAGGGCGGCUCAUCAUCAGCGCUGAAGCUGCGCCAAAGUGGAUUAUUUACCUGAAAACUGACUGA
This is a messenger RNA of Eimeria maxima, 378 nucleotides long. RefSeq lists its product as hypothetical. The transcript is spliced from 4 exons. Lineage: Eukaryota; Apicomplexa; Conoidasida; Eucoccidiorida; Eimeriidae. Gene Ontology annotation, cellular component: axoneme. The record is from RefSeq and is a predicted model, not a curated record. Bases 1 to 378 code for a protein of 125 amino acids. Gene Ontology annotation, biological process: axonemal central apparatus assembly; cilium movement.